GCGGAGUGGGGCCGCCCGUGAUGGGACAUGCGCAAUGAGGCGGAGUGGGGCCGCCCAUGAUGGGGCGGGCGCAGUUAGGCAGAGUGGGGCCGCCCGGGCGCGCGCGUGCGCAGUGAGCCCGCCCGUGACGGGGCGUGCGCAGUGAGGCCGCCUGUGAGAGGAGGAACGGGUUGCCCGUCUCAGAGUCUGGCGGUGGCGCGCGGGGCGAAGAGCAUUGAAGCUUCGCGAAUUUUCUCCGUUGGUCGUCUCGUCGAAAACCCCUGCUUCGGAGAAUUUAGUUGCGUUUUUUCGGAAAACUGUUACUUUUCAUGAGGUAAAAGUAGGUCGGAGCUGGCGAUUUAUUGAUUCAAGUCAGUGCGUUGGAGGGGCAGCGUCGCUUGUCCCGCUCCCGGUCCCGGUCUCCUCUGUCCCCGGCCCCGGGCACCAUGCCUCCGACCGGUUCAGCAGUCACUCACGAGGAACUCAAACUCCGCAUCCAGCGCCUCAUCGAUUCACAUAAUGUGCUGGUGUUCAGUAAAACUUUCUGCCCGUACUGCAAGAAGGUUAAAGAACUGUUCAGAGCCCUGGAUGUUGAUAUUCAUGUUGUGGAACUUGAUUUACUAGAAGAGGGAAGUAGAAUGCAGGAUGUCUUACUUGAAAUGACUGGUCAGAAGACUGUUCCCAGUGUAUUUGUCAACAAGGCUCAUGUGGGUGGCUGUGACAAAACUGUGCAGGCUCAUGAAGAUGGUUUGUUGAAGAAACUUUUGGAAGGAGGUGAAAUGUAUGACUAUGACCUUAUAGUAAUAGGUGGUGGCUCUGGAGGACUUGCAGCUUCAAAGGAAGCUGCAAACUUUGGAAGAAAAGUCUUGGUACUUGACUAUGUUGUGCCGACACCUAUGGGUACUUCAUGGGGUCUUGGAGGUACCUGUGUAAAUGUAGGUUGCAUUCCAAAGAAGCUGAUGCAUCAGGCUGCUCUCCUUGGCCAAAGCCUCAUGGAUUCCCGUAAAUUUGGCUGGGAAUUUGAUGAGAAAGUUCAUCACAACUGGGGUAAGAUGAAAGAAGCCAUUCAGAACUAUAUUGGCUCUCUCAACUGGGGCUACAGGGUGGCAUUACGAGACAAGAAAGUAAUUUACAAUAACAGCUUUGCAGAGUUUGUGGAACCACAUAAAAUAAAGGCAACCAACAAGCGUGGUAAAGUGACCUUUCAUUCAGGAGAAAAGUUUAUUAUUGCAACUGGUGAAAGACCUCGUUAUCUAAAUAUACCAGGAGAUAAGGAUUAUUGCAUUACCAGUGAUGAUCUCUUCUCCCUGCCUUAUUGUCCAAAGAAGACUCUGGUUGUGGGUGCUUCCUAUGUGGCACUGGAAUGUGCAGGUUUCCUGUGUAGCUUGGGGUUGGAUGUUACUGUGAUGGUGCGCUCCAUUCUUCUACGUGGAUUUGAUCAGGAAAUGGCAGGAAAAGUUGGAGCGUACAUGGAAUCUCAUGGGGUGAAAUUCCUGAAAAAAUAUGUGCCAAUCAAGGUUGAACAGCUGGAGGCUGGAACACCUGGAAGACUUAAAGUGACGGCAAAGUCCACAAUAAGUACAGAGGUCAUUGAUGGUGAAUACAACACUGUAUUAAUUGCUGUAGGGCGUGAUGCUUGCACCAAGCACAUUGGCCUGGAAAAAAUUGGUGUUCGUCUCAAUGAAAAAAAUGGGAAAAUCUUGGUGGAUAAUGAAGAAAGGAGCAACAUACCAUACGUCUAUGGUAUAGGAGAUGUCAUUGAUGGCAAGCUGGAGCUCACACCUGUUGCUAUUCAGGCUGGGAAGUUGCUAGCACGCAGACUCUACGCAGGUUCUACUAUGAAGUGUGACUAUGUCAAUGUAUGCACGACAGUCUUUACACCUUUGGAGUAUGGAUGUUGUGGAUUGUCUGAAGAAAAUGCGAUAGCACUUUAUGGAGAAGAACAUGUAGAGGUGUAUCACAGCAUGUUCUGGCCAUUGGAAUGGGCAGUUCCAGGAAGGGAUAAGAGUGGUUGCUAUGGCAAGGUGAUAUGUGCGAAGCUGGAUCAUUAUAGAGUGGUGGGAUUCCAUGUGCUUGGUCCGAAUGCUGGGGAAAUCACUCAAGGAUUUGGUGCAGCAAUGAAAUGUGGCAUGACCAAAGAUCAGCUGAACAGUGUCAUUGGCAUACAUCCAACUUGUGCGGAAGUAUUCACCGCCAUGGAAAUAACAAAACGCUCCGGCCUGGACAUUUCCAAAAAAGGAGGUUGCUGAGGUUAAACCCUGCUGUUGGAACGCUGCUGCCCUCUAUAUGCACUGCUGGCUUUGUGGUUGACUAAACCUGCAAAGACUUAGUCUUUUUCCACUCAGGUAAAACAAACGUAAACCACAGCAGGAAUAUAUAUUUUUUAAAAACAACAAAGCUGCCUUGAAGCAGCACCGAAUUGCACAAUGCUUUGAGUUUUACUCAGUGCCUAUUGCAGCAGAGAAGCAGUGUGUAUGGGGCAUGCAGAUCAACAGUGGGGGUAAACCUCAACCUUAAACUUUGACCCAAACAUGCUUGGAAGGGCAUUAAGAAAAAUAGUGCCUCCUUGAAGUUAUGACCCAGAACCUGAUUUGAGGUGGGCCAUGACUGAUGACUAACAAGCAAGGUCUGGAACUUCUGUCCAAUAAGAUGACUGCGCUUCCUUUUAUUGGUGAGGCUUUAGUCUUGUGGAAUAAUUUGAAGUCUCAUCUUGUAAUAUUUGCUGUACCUUGUUUCUUAUAUGUAUGUUGGGCUGCUGAUGGAGUUGAGAUGAAUUUUUUUCUCUGUAUAUUGUAGGUAAAGUAGCAUCAUUGUACUCAAUGUUUGUAAGGUUUAAAAAAAUCAAGAACUUUUCUGUAAAGGAGCAUGUCAUAUUUGAUUUGUACUUAAAUUCUGUACAAUAUCAAUUGUAAACCUUUUGUCACCCAAAAAAAACCCACACCGAUUAUGUUUCAGGAAGCUUGGGCCUAGAUCUUGUUCUCUUUGAUGGAGGAACUGCCAAUGUGUAACUGUCUGCACUUUGCUGUCCUCUCCCCUUAUUUUCUAAACUUAUUCUAUUAACUGAGUAAGCAACCGCUACUGACCAAACUUUAUACGGUGGGGCUGCUCUCUAUUUACAAAAGAAAAUGAGUGAAAAUCGGUGGACUGUUAAGCUCUUUUUUCCCCCUCGCACAUAACUUGUAAUCAAAAUAUAUGUUGCUACAUUGGGGUUGGGAAUUUGCAUAAAUUUGGGAAAAUGUAAUAAUUUUAAACUUGUCCUGUACGCCUCUGGCCAUCUGAACGAGAGCUGGACUGUCGGUCCAAAGAUAUUGAAAGCACUAUUUUUAAAAGGAAUUCUAGUGGGUAGAAAGUUUAGAGCAUCACAUUUCUGUACUUAUUUGUCCAGAAUUACUUCCCUGUUGUUUUAUUCCUCUGGCUCUUCAUUUUUUAAAAAAAAUUUGGAGCACUUAAACAAGUUCAAUUUGGAUACAUGUACUGUCACAAUUUGUGCUUUUGUUGUUUAUUUGGAAGUAACCAUGCAGUGCUUAUUGUUUAAAUGGGAUUAUUUUGCAUCUGUUUUACAAUUGUUUAUCAUUGCCCUUCUGACUGGAAUUUGCGGUCACAUUUGAUUGUAUUUAGCCAGCCUCUGAGCAGCACUAACUUGAACAAUUCCAUUGUGAACAAAGUUUGUUACCAAAGUGCAUUUAAUAAUAAAGAAAAUCUGUAGAACUUACAA
Stegostoma tigrinum is the source of this 3694-nucleotide messenger RNA. It is a transcript of the gene txnrd3, whose product is annotated as thioredoxin reductase 3. Bases 426 to 2228 code for a protein of 600 amino acids. NCBI's taxonomy places the organism in Eukaryota, Metazoa, Chordata, Chondrichthyes, Orectolobiformes, Stegostomatidae. The record is from RefSeq and is a predicted model, not a curated record. Gene Ontology annotation, cellular component: cytosol; mitochondrion. The transcript has 16 exons. Gene Ontology annotation, molecular function: glutathione-disulfide reductase (NADPH) activity; flavin adenine dinucleotide binding; thioredoxin-disulfide reductase (NADPH) activity. Gene Ontology annotation, biological process: cell redox homeostasis; glutathione metabolic process; cellular response to oxidative stress.